AUGAAGCUUCAACAACUCGUCGAGUUCUGCGCACAAGUCCUCCGGGAGAGUCGAAGCCAAGAAGUUCCAUGUCAGGACCUCGAAAGUGGUCCUCCAGAGAUUCCCACUCCGAAUAACACGACGGACUCGAUGGAAGCUAUAGGAAACUAUGUUUUCAGCCACGACGAUUUCGAGGUGGAUGACGAUUUACAAAAUUCGUACUAUGAGAUACCACUGAAGUUCAAGACCGAAGUUGAUCACAUAUGGCGUUCAGUACAGACUUUCCCAGUACGGGAACUCUUCGUGUCGAAAGAAUUAUCGUCGGCCAAAUCGGUGAAAAAAAUUCGUGCUUGA
Cadophora gregata is the source of this 333-nucleotide messenger RNA. RefSeq lists its product as uncharacterized. The transcript has a single exon. Lineage: Eukaryota; Fungi; Ascomycota; Leotiomycetes; Helotiales; Ploettnerulaceae. Bases 1 to 333 code for a protein of 110 amino acids. The record is from RefSeq and is a predicted model, not a curated record.